Molecule: messenger RNA, 1524 nt
Organism: Cadophora gregata
Lineage: Eukaryota; Fungi; Ascomycota; Leotiomycetes; Helotiales; Ploettnerulaceae
Exons: 3
Coding region: 1-1524 (507 amino acids)
Biological process (GO): ubiquitin-dependent endocytosis
Cellular component (GO): plasma membrane; cytoplasm; cytosol
Molecular function (GO): protein-macromolecule adaptor activity; ubiquitin protein ligase binding
Source: RefSeq, a predicted model, not a curated record
AUGUCCGUCCGCAUAGUCCUCGACGAUCCACACACCUUCUACACCAACCUCGACUUCAUCAGCGGCCGAAUAGUGCUCAAUCUCACCAGCGAUGAGAACAUAUCCGCGAUUGUGGUGAAGCUCGAGGGCGAGAGUAGGACCGUGUUGAUGCGGCCGAUGAAUGUCCCGAAUCCGCAGCUAUAUGCCCAGAGACAGAGGAGGGAGGGAAUUGCCACGGAGAAUCACAAGAUACUGUAUAAGGUUGCGCAGGUGUUCCCGACUCAGGCGCAGGGCAUUACGGGGAUGGGGCAGGCAUUUACGCUGAGGGCGGGGAAGCAUGAGUAUCCAUUUAGGAUAAAGAUUCCUUUCAAUAAUGGUUGUAUGGAACCACAAGCCCAACAGCAGAUGGGACUCGGAGGGUUCGGGUUGAGUGGUUUACAGCAAAUGCAAUACAGACAUGUCAAGAGGACAUUGCCGCCUUCUCUCACCGGAUUCCCCGGAGAAGCAGAAAUCAGAUAUUAUGUUAAAGUUACGGUUCAGAGACCGUCAAUUUUCAAGGAGAAUAGGAGAUCAGCUAUUGGAUUCCGGUUUAUGCCUAUCGAGCCACCCAGACCGCCAAAGACCACUAAUGAAUCGUAUGCGAGACGACCAUUUCAGUUUACAGCGGGAUUGGCCCCAUAUGCGAAGAAAUCUUCCAUGUUCAAGAAGAAGUCAGCGCAGUUAUCAGAUACUGCACCACAAGGAGAGGUGGAUGCUAGAUUACCCAGUCCAGCUAUCCUGACGUGUAAUGAGCCGCUGCCAUUACGACUGCUUGUGAGAAAGCUUAAUGAGAGUGCGGAACAGGUAUUCUUAAUGUCUCUACAAGUACAGCUAUUCGGGCAAACAGAAGUUAGAGCAAUGGACAUCUCGAGAACGGAAACAAGUACGUGGGUAUUAAUGAGUUUGGCCGGCUUGUCAUUGCCGAUUGGCAGUCCAACGGAUGUAUUACGAACAGAAAGUCUCGUCGAUAGCAAGUUAUGGGAUAGGAUACCACUGCCAAACACAGUAGCUCCCUCGUUUCAUACUUGUAACCUGACGAGGAGUUAUGAGCUUGAAGUAAGGGUUGGGCUGGGUUACGGCGUGCCGGGGCAAAUCCAGCCUCAAACCAUCACCCUCCCGCUUCGCUUCCAGGUCGAAAUCUUCUCCGGAAUCCACCCACCCGCCGCCCUCCUAGACGCCAUAGCAAACUCCCCUCCCCCUACAAUACCCAACCGGCCGAACGCCACGCCCGUCCGGCCACAAGACCCCGCCUACCCACCACAACUCGGCACACCCGGCGCGCCAGCUAUCGACGACGUACCGCCCAGCUAUGAAGAUGCCAUGGCUGAGGAUAUGACUCCGGCUGAUGGGCCACGGAGAGAGUUCAGUGGUGUCACGGAUGUCAAUGCCCCAAAUCUGGAUGAGAAGGUUGCUGCUCCGAAGUAUAGUGCACAGCAGGGGAGUCCGGGGCCGGGUCCCGGGGGACCGAGUAAUACUGGGAAUGGAGGGUUCGGGGCUGUUGUAUGA